This is a messenger RNA of Dipodomys ordii (Ord's kangaroo rat), 1497 nucleotides long. RefSeq names its product patatin-like phospholipase domain containing 1 (gene Pnpla1). NCBI's taxonomy places the organism in Eukaryota, Metazoa, Chordata, Mammalia, Rodentia, Heteromyidae. Bases 1 to 1497 code for a protein of 498 amino acids. Gene Ontology annotation, cellular component: lipid droplet; cytoplasm; membrane. Gene Ontology annotation, molecular function: triacylglycerol lipase activity. The transcript has 8 exons. The record is from RefSeq and is a predicted model, not a curated record. Gene Ontology annotation, biological process: triglyceride catabolic process; lipid homeostasis.
AUGGAUGAGCAGGUGUUCAAAGGCGAUCCGGACUGCCCUCAUUCCAUCUCGUUCUCGGGCAGUGGAUUCCUCUCCUACUACCAGGCCGGGGCCGUGGACGCCCUGCGAGACCUGGCCCCCCGCAUGCUGGACACCACCUAUCGCUUCGCAGGGACUUCCGCAGGAGCGGUGAUCGCAGCGCUGGUCAUCUGCGGGAUAGAAAUGGGGCCUGCGCCAUCUCCAGCCGCAUUUUCUCCCCAGGCCCUGUACUGCAGCUGCUUUGUUCCCGUCUACUGUGGCCUCAUACCUCCUACCUACCGCGGUGUGAGGUACAUUGACGGCGGCUUCACGAGCAUGCAGCCCUGCUCCUUCUGGACGGACUCCAUCACCAUCUCCACCUUCAGCGGGCAGCAGGACAUCUGUCCCCGGGACUGCCCCGCCAUCUUCCACGACUUCCGCCUGUGCAAUUUCUCCUUCCAGUUCUCCCUGGAGAACAUCACACGGAUGACUCACGCCCUGUUUCCCCCGGAUCUGGUGAUACUGCAGGAGUACUACUACCGGGGCUAUGAUGACACCGUUCUGUACCUGAGGAGGCUCAAUGCUGCUUACCUUAACUCUCCCUCGAAGAGAGUGAUUUUCCCCCGGGUGGAGGUGUACUGCCAGAUAGAACUUGCACUUGGCAACGAGUGUCCUGAACGCCAAGCACAGCGGGCCAGCCUGGAAGGAUGCUCCGAGCUUCACUCACAGGACACGCCCCAAGGGGAUGGCAACGCUGGCCAUCCACCUGAGGAGACACCCAAGUCCACGCGUGAGCGGCCCGUGGAAUCACCGGCCUCGUCCCCUGUCUCUUCCUCCAAGCAACCAGCCAGGUCACCUGUGGCCGCCUGUGGGACGCGUGCUCCCAGUGACUUGCCCCCCCAGGCACCCGCCUCGCCCCCAGCACUGCACUUACCUCCCGGCUCCGCUCCUGAGCCGCCCCCUGCGUCACCUCCACAGCAGAUACAGCCGCCUGGACUUCCACACCAAUCCCCACCCUCCCAGGUGUCCCCAUCAGACAGGCUGUCACUGGGGCCCUCAGUGGUGAGGUCACCUCAAACGACACCCCAAGAUUCUCCUUCAGCAUCACCAAACCAACCAGGUGUGGAGAAGGUGGGCCCAGAACAGCCCCAAGCACCCCGAGCGUCUUCACAUUCAAAAAGUGCUACCCCUGCUCCCGUCCCGGGGAAGGAAGCCAGCCACGAAAUUCACGAAAGUCACGCCAGGGUGAGCGCUGCUGCCGAUGCCAACUGGGUGAGCAAGGUAUUCCAGAAGAACAAACAGAAGACCAGUGGCACCAGGAAAUGCAUCCCCCGGCAUCCUCGGUUCCCCAAAACAGGAAGCAAAGCACAGUCAGCUCCCCGGCCGUGUGACUGCCCCCUGCUGGCCACUUCCGAGACGGUAUGGGUCACCUACAGGCCUCAUCCCCGCCGGAUCCAGGAACACCGCCGCCCGGAGGUGGAGGCCUCAGGUGCCCCCUGA